AUGGAUUCUCCGGAUACUUUAAAUUCUUUAUUGUCAAAAUUUAACAAAGUUGUGAAGGACAAAUCUCAAACACCCUCUUUAAAUAUUCAACGAGUAAUAAAAGACGGCUAUGAACCCAUAAAGUUAGAAGGGAAUGACAAAGUUUUCUCACCCAAAAUAAGUAACAAGGACAAUAGUGACACAAAGAAAACUCAACAAAAGAACAAUAUUAACUCAAGUUUUAUAGAACAUGAACUUCCUUCUAAAGAUUUCAUUUUAGAAGAUUUGUCACAACAAUCGUUUACCCAACCUCCGUCACUCUUUCCUACGCAUACUGCUGGUCGCAAAUUAUCUACGAUCGUUGGAAAAACUGAAUUAGUUUCUAAUACAAUACAAAGUUCAGAAUUGGAUACUAAAAUAUUAAGACCCUCACCAGCUUUGAGCAGUAGCUCAUCGUCUGAUGGGUUGGAAGUUAGUGAUUUGUCAGUAUCGUUGGAGGAAAAGUUUGACAAAGUUAAUUGUGUGACAAUAAAAAAUCGUCGUGUAUAUAAUAAUAAUAUAGACACUUUACCUAAAAUAUUAAAAGAUCAAGAUAUUUCAGAAAAUCAAGUUGAAACUUUCCUUGUUGGUGAAGAAGGCGAGCAAAUAACUUCGGAUAUUUCAAAUAUAUCAUCUAAUAAUAAUCUUAUUCCUAUUAAUACAACACAUAUUCUCUCUAGUAACCUUAAUUCUUCCGAUUAUCCUACUUCUUCAAUACUGAAUUCCACAUCAUCAUCUUCUACUUUCUCGGAUUCAAUUUCCAUUCAUUCUGAUAAAUCGAUACUUGGUGAUAUAAUUUAUAACUCUAUUCCUUCUUCACCUCCAUCUAUAACACAAAAUAUAUCAUCAACUCCUUUAAAAAAUACAAAAACUGGAUUACAUAGGGAAGAUAGAUAUCCAAGUCCUCGUACUUAUUUUUCUCGUAAAAGUGGUCCAAUGGGUGAUUUAAGUGGUGGCUUACCAUCUAAUGGAAGGCCAAGAUUUUAUUCAAAUUCAAAUGAACGAUGGCCUACUCCUUCAAUAGAUUCUACAAAAGAACGGGGAAGAAUGGGUGUGGAAGGUUGGCCUGCCUCUCAUCAACGUCGUAUGCAAUUAGGAAGUCCACGUCUUAAAUCUUUAUCUGAUUUAGUAGAAGAAAGUUCUGAACAACAGGAAUCAUCAUCAUGUCGAGAUAAUCCUUUACCUUCCUCAAAUUUGUCUUCCCAAAAUGUUUUCGAAUCUUCUUGUGUACAGAUUCCUAUAAAACAAAAUGUAAACUCAAUGAAUGAGAUUUUGGAAGAGGAAGAGGAGGAGGAGGAGGAAGAAGAGAAAAUAGAAAAAACACAGAAAGAAUCACAAGAGUUGGAACUAAAAGCAAAAAAACAGGCAGAAAUAUUAGAAUCAAAAAAUGAUGAAAAGGAUAUAUUAUCAAAACCAGUGAAAUUUUUUAAUCGAACAAGUAAUUCUCGUUAUAUGGAACUAAUAUCAAAUAAUGAUGAAUCACAAUCAUUUGGAAAACGUCAAUCAAUAUUAUCUUCUAGUAAAAGAACAUUUAAUAAUCCAAAAACUAGUUUAUUACAAGAUAUGCAAUCUAUAUCUGAAGAGGAAAAAGAUGAUGAUGUAAUAGAUAAACAAGAUAAAACAAAAGGUCGUAAUGAAAAACGAUUAUCAUCUGGAUCAUUUUCAUCAAAAUUAGGUGAAAUAUGUGAGGAAGAAGAAGAAUUAGAAGAACAAAAAGAACAAAUAAAUCCACUGCCUGAUAUCUCAAAAAAUGGACCAACUCGAAAAAAUCGGACAUUAAAUAUUGAUUGUUUCCCUUCAAAAGAAAAAUCUAUAGAAGAAUCAAAAUCAGAACCUUUAAAAAGAUCUUCUGGUGGAAGAAUUAGUCGCCUUUUAUCAAUACAGUCUAGAAGAACUUUACCACAUUUGAAUAUUAGAACUCCAUUAUCAAUAUCAAUUUCAGAAACAGAAGAUGAAGAGGAAGAAACAGAAAUGUCUUCUGAUAAUACAAGUGGUCGAUAUAUACUUCCUUCAGAUCAAUCUGAUGUAUCACCUUCACCUUCUUCUAUUUCAAUAACACCUAUAUCAUCAGUGCCAAUGACUCCUAUAACACCUAAAUCAAAUUCAUGGCGAUGGCCAAAAAGACCUUUUAGUCCUGCAAGAGAAAAACACAAAGAAGAACAAGUUAAAUCGGAUGAUAAUCCAUCAGAUCAUAUAGGUAAAGUAGGCAAUAUAUGGGCUAAAAAGACAUUAGGACAAUUAAGAAAAUAUCAUCAACGUCAAAGCCCUAGUAUAUUAAGUAGAGGUCUUAGUUUACCCAGUCCUUUAAAAGAACCUGUUAGUCCAUUACAAUCCCCUGUAAGUGAUAUCUCAGAUUCUAAAAAAUCUCCUGCUGUAUCAAUUCCAGAACAACCUUUAGAGACUAUUAACGAAGAGGAGGAUGAAGAAAUUGGUAUUUGGUCAAGUGAAGAAGUUGAUUUAACAGAUUCUGAAAAGAAACCUCCUACUCCAACAUCAAUAAAUAGUAUAUUAAAUUCUCCUAUCUUAGAGGAACCUCAGGGUAUGAAAGUUUCCCCAGAACAUUUAACGGUAGCUGGUGGACCUUCCGUAAUUAGGGACAGUCCAAAUGCAUCAACUACUUCACUUACAUUACGAAGUAAUCCCAGUAGUUCUUCUUUGGCUAAACAUAAUGCUAAACCAUUAUUUGAAACUACAUUUACUAUCUCAAAUAUUACUGACAAACCACUUAAAUAUGAGAUACUUUGGCCAGCAUUUCGAUUUGAUAUUACACCAGCUUAUGGCACUAUUAAACCUCAGAGUGUAACUGUUGUUAAGAUAUCGGUAAUGCAUAAACAUCUUACUGUAGGUUCAAAACGAGAAGAUUCUAAAAAAUUAAUUGGUAUGCUUAAAGGUUCAGAAAAGAAUGGAGAUAAACCACUUAUGAGUAGAACAAGAAUAUUGGUACUUUGUGAGAAUGGUGAACGUAAAGAAGUUGUUAUUGAUAUUGUACCAGUUAAAAAGGAAACGAAAGGUGAAAUAGAAUCCAUUAGAUCAUCUUCAAAGAAUGCUAGGGAUGAGAAUGGAAAUUUCAUCAGUAGGUCUGGUAAGAGUUUUAGUAGAACUGUGGAUGAUCUUAUUAAAGCAGCUAGAGCAAGAGCUAAAGCUAAAAAACAGACAAGACCAGAAGAUAAACCUAGAUCAACAAAAACUUCUAAAGGUAAAUCAACAGCUGUUACCACAACUAGUUCAACUGGUAAAAAUUUAAGUGCUCCUGUCCCUAGAAGAAGUUCUUCAAGUAAACCACCUAGUCGUUCAAGUAGUCCAGAAGGUAGUAAUAGAAAUCGUGUUGUUAGAAAGAAAGCAUCAUCAUCAUCAUUACGUAGUCGACCUAAUACACCUGAUAUUGCUCGUUCUCGAACGCCUGAUGAAUCUAAAUCCAUUAAACAACUCCCUCAACGUAAAAAUUUCCUUUAUGUCGGAGUUCCAGGACAUAUUAAUUGUUCUCCUACCACUAUUCGAGAAACAAAUCAUAGCGUAUUCCGUAUUCAGAAUCCGACAAACAAACCUGUAACGUGGCAUCUUACAACUGCGACGAAUCCUUUCCUUCGUCGUUCAGAAUCUAGUAAUAAUUCUGCUCAAAAGAUAAACGAUGAAGUCUUCUUGAUCAUGAAGACAAGUGGAUUUCUUCGACCUGGUCAAACUGAAAAGGUAGUGGUAAGUUUUCGUCCGGUGAUCGUUGGGACAUAUCAUCAAAAUUUUAUGUUGGAGGAUUCUAUGAAUGCGGAAGGUGCUGGUGGAUUAGGGGGUGUUAGCGUUCGCAUACAAGGUGAAGGAAAAGUUGAUGCAUCGACUUCCGUAAGACCUGAUAUAAAACGAAGUACUAGUUCUAGGGCGAAAGACUUUGAAGUUUCUGAAACUGAAGUUAAUAUUCCAGCGACUAGAGUAGGGAAAAGAAGAUCGGUGGGAAUAAAAAUACGUAACCCUUCUAGUCAAUUAAUAAGAAUAAAAUGCAAGAUAGAGUUAAACAACUGUACCAACGAAUCAUCUGCGGCCUUGUCAAUACCCUUAUCUAGUGUCCAAAUUAAACCACAUGCAUUUGUGCUACUUCCAGUACGAUUUCAACCCAAGGAAAUAGGUGAAAUCCGAGGUAUCGUAAAAUUACAGGCUGUUGGUAGGACAGAGAUCGAAAUAGAUAUUGUGGCAGAAGGAGUAUCAGAAACAGUAUCAGAAUUAUAA
Molecule: messenger RNA, 4233 nt
Organism: Rhizophagus irregularis DAOM 181602=DAOM 197198
Lineage: Eukaryota; Fungi; Glomeromycota; Glomeromycetes; Glomerales; Glomeraceae
Biological process (GO): centriole replication; centrosome duplication; centrosome-templated microtubule nucleation
Cellular component (GO): centriole; pericentriolar material; cytoplasm
Molecular function (GO): protein kinase binding
Source: RefSeq, a predicted model, not a curated record